AUGAGCACGUCACCAAAGAGACUUCACGUUACUCGAUUUCCCUUGGGCAUAAGUGCAAGAGACUUGGGCAACGUCUUUGAAAGUAUCGGUCCCAUAUUUGAGUGCAGAAUUCCGUUUCGAGCACGCUACGCAUUCGUGGAAUACCUUGAUCCAGAAGACGCACUAACAGCAAUGACGAAAUUGAACGGGUACCUGAUGGAGGAUAAACAGCUGACGGUGUCUUGGGCUACUCAACGAAGCAACAACAAUAGCAUCAACAAUCACAUCCGUGCUCAGAAGGACAAUCCGAACCUCUGUCCACUGCCAGAGAAACCGAAUUCUCGUUAUGCCAUGCCGAACAGUGGUGCUGAUGAAGAAUCGAUUCAGGAAAAUUCAAAGGUAGUCCCAUCCCAGCAAUCUCCAAAAGCACCUUUGAGCGGAUGGGAAAGUGGUGAGAAUGCUGAAGGUGGUACAGGAAUUCGCAUUCGAGGGAUUUCCGAGUCUGGUGAGGCAUACCAGAACUCCCACUGUGGAUGGGAUUCUGGAAGUGAUCAAGAAUUCGACUUCACACCGGACGACAGCCCGGUCAAGACGAUCAGUCGCCCCAGAAGUGAAGGUGACGUACGCAUGCUGAAUAGCCAGGAGAAGCACUUGAUGAAAAACUCCGAGAGUGCUCCUUGCCUAUCCAAACGGAAACGUUCAUUCGGGGCUGUCGGAGGUCACGGCAAUACUGAAGCCCCAAAGCGUGCCCACGCAGAGGAAGGAUGGUGA
Meira miltonrushii is the source of this 750-nucleotide messenger RNA. RefSeq names its product RNA-binding domain-containing protein. The transcript has 6 exons. NCBI's taxonomy places the organism in Eukaryota, Fungi, Basidiomycota, Exobasidiomycetes, Exobasidiales, Brachybasidiaceae. Gene Ontology annotation, cellular component: nuclear speck. Gene Ontology annotation, molecular function: RNA binding. The record is from RefSeq and is a predicted model, not a curated record. Bases 1 to 750 code for a protein of 249 amino acids. Gene Ontology annotation, biological process: mRNA splicing, via spliceosome.